Molecule: messenger RNA, 348 nt
Organism: Talaromyces stipitatus ATCC 10500
Lineage: Eukaryota; Fungi; Ascomycota; Eurotiomycetes; Eurotiales; Trichocomaceae
Exons: 2
Coding region: 1-348 (115 amino acids)
Source: RefSeq, a predicted model, not a curated record
AUGGCAGGACAAAGUGGCAACGAUACCGACCAGGCGAUGACAGAAAAGAAGACACUCGACGCUACCGUCAAGGCGAAGAUAAAAGAAUAUACGAACACAGCGUUCAAACAAGACUUCGAUAAGUGGACUUUGAAUAACUUCAAUACCGUGUCCGUCAUCGAACUCGGGAAACUAGUUGAUUUGCUUCAAACUAACGGUGUAUAUGUUACCAACGAUGAACAGGAUGAUGAAGCUAAAAAACUCUAUACUCUACUCUCUACAGAAAAAUAUCACCCAUGGACUAAGGAGGAAGUCAUUCGCCACCUCAGACGAGGCAAUACAAUUGAGUUGAAGGUGCUCAAUGAUUAA